GAACAAAAGUCAUCACCAGAAGCUAAGAUGGUACAUACACGAGCAACCCAGCGCGAGAGUCCUCCCCAAGGCCAAGAAAGAGGCCAGCCCCCAAGUGUCAACCCCGUGUCGCAGAAUGCACCGGUUGCAGCCCCCCAACAUCAGCAGACGGAGGGAGUUGGGGAACACAAUCCACAAUAUCCCAACGCCGUAGCAAGCGACCCUGUGACCGCUCAACUCAAUGCCAUGCAACAACAAUUCGGGGUCUUCCAGCUAGUACUUGCCCAGCUGUUAGCCAGAGAUAACCCCGCUGACCCACUUAUUCACUUAUUGAACCCAGCUCCCCCCGUGGCUCCCCAACCAGUUCAACAGCCUGCCAACUCCCCGGUCCGUAGUGUCGCCCCAACCGCUUCCCAAGCACAAUCUCACAUACCACCCCAGCCACAAAACCUGCCUCAACCAGCUGCCUCAGAUGUCUCAAAGAGGCUAGACAACCUAGAAAAGCUGUUAGCUGAGAACAAAAAUCCACAACCACAGACCCCACCUAUAUCAACCUCCAUCCCCACUCCCCUCAAUACUAAAAUUACCCAAGAGCCAUAUCCACCCGGUUUCAGGAUGCCACAGUUUGAAACCUAUGAUGGCACUAAAGACCCUGAUGACCACUUGCAUGCAUUUUUCUCCAUCAUGCAGGCUCAAAACGCCUCAGACGCACUCAUGUGCAAAAUGUUCAAUGACGCCAUGCUGGAGGUUAAUGCCUUUGAUGAAGCAGUGGGAGUAACUGCCGUGAUACAAGGCCUCAACCAUGAUCGGUUUCGAGAUAACUUGAUCAAGAACACCCCAACCACCUUUGACGAAGUCAACCAGAGAUCCCUCAAAUUCAUUAAGGCCGAGGAGUACGUCCUCUCCAAACCCCAGCCCCCCAAAGAAGUUAGAACCCCCACCUGGAGAGAAGAAGGCCAGAGCAGGAAGAAGUUCAAACCCACACAGAACCGAGGCCCAAUUCCGAUUCCCAAGCUAGACAGGCACGGCUCCAGCACCCCACAAACGCGGCCUAGGCCACCCUCAUGGACCUCCUUCACAAUUCCGAGGUCGCAAAUUCUCAUGCAAAUUAAAAAUAAGAUGGAGAUGAGGAGACCAACCCCCCUACAGAGCCUACCAACAAGCAGAGACCACACCAGAUACUGUGACUUCCACCAAGAUCACGGACAUACCACGGAAGAAUGCCACAGUUUGAAGUCCGAGCUGGAAAGUUUAGCCCGGAAAGGGAUGUUGAAUGAGUACAUCCAGAACAGAAAUUUGCCAAAGUUUGUCAAAGAACAGGGACAAGCCCAGGGGUCCCGAGCACCAAACAACAGAGAUGGGGUAGGGUACCAACAAGCACCGCCACCUCUGCCACCCCCAUCUAGAGUCAUUCACAUGAUAACUGGUGGGCCCGAAGCAGGAGGCACAAGCUCCAAACAGCAGAAGCUGUACGUGAGGGAGGUCAAACACCACAAUACAGCUCAGAAAAGAAAGAUUGACGAGGAGGAUUGGAAAAAUCAGUCUCUAACAUUCACUUCGGCUGACUUCGAGGGGGUUGUCACGCCCUAUAACGACCCAUUAGUCACCUCGGUCAUCAUUAACAACUGCGAGGUCCAGCGAGCGCUCAUCGACACCGGCAGUGCUCCAGAUAUAAUGUAUUACCAUUGCUUUGAGAGCCUCGGACUCGACCCGGCUCUCCUACAAAAGUAUGACGGGCCCAUUUACGGGUUCAACAAUCAGCCGGUACCUGUGGAAGGAGUGCUGCGACUCAACGUGGCGUUCGGCUCCGGACGGACGUACGUAACACCCUCAGUCAGAUUCCUGGUAGUGAGGAUGCCUUCAUCGUUCAAUCUCGUCAUCGGGAGGCCGACUUUGACCGAGAUUCGGGCUAUAGUGUCCCCACCCCACCUCUGCAUGAAAUUCCCUACCCCAAUGGGGGUAGCAACCCUACGAGGCAACCAAGAGGCGGCCAGGCAUUGUUACAUGACCUCCGUCACGAGGUCACGAAGAAAUAAGGAGAUAGUCCCAUCACUAGAGUUACCCCACUCAGAGGCCCCGAAUACCCAACAGGUAAUGGGUGUAGAGCUGCCAGAUAACAGACCAGAAGAUGACCCAAGAGCCACCCCGGUCGAGGAGGUCGAAGAGGUACAACUUGAUGAUAAUGACCCAUCCAAGAAGACUCAGAUCGGCACGAAGCUGACUCCCAUAGAAAAAGAAGAACUCGUGGGCUUCCUAAAAGCAAACAAGGAUGUGUUUGCAUGGACCUCGGCUGACACGCCCGGAAUCCCAACUUCGGUGGCAGUACACAAACUCAGCACCAAUCCUUUGAGGAAGCCAGUAGCACAGAAGAGACGGCUUUUCGGGGGGGAAAGACUCACAGCCAUUAAGGAGGAAGUGGAGAAGCUCUUGCAAGCAGGGUUUAUCAAGAGAGUAGAUUACUGCGAAUGGAUUGCCAACCCUGUCAUGGUAAAAAAGUCGAACGGGAAGUGGCGCAUGUGCAUCGAUUAUACCAACCUCAACGACGCCUGCCCUAAAGACUGUCAUCCCAUGCCUAGCAUAGACAAGCUGGUAGAGGCCGCCUUAGGGAAUGAGAGGUUAAGCCUCUUGGAUGCUUACUCGGGGUAUCAUCAAGUUCGCAUGGCGCCCGAGGACGAGAAAAUGGUCACAAUCGUGUUUCGGGCUCAAAUUGGCAGAAACCUCGAAGUCUAUGUAGAUGACAUUGUUGUCAAAAGUUCUCGAGCAGAGGACCACUUGACCGACCUGGCUGAGACGUUCAACAACCUUAGAAGGUGCAGCAUGAAGUUGAAUCCAGCAAAGUGCACUUUCGACGUUGAAUCAGGCAACUUUCUGGGUUUCAUGGUUUCCAGAAGGGGGAUAGAGGUCAACCCUGAGAAGAUAAAGGCAAUAGAAGAAAUGAAACCACCGAGGUCAACCAAGGACGUGCAACGCCUGGCAGGGAGAGUAGCAGCACUGCACAGAUUUAUCUCCAAAUCAGCAGAUAAGUGCCUACCUUUCUUUAAGGUCUUGAGAACUGCAGCUCAGAAGGAUGAAACGGGAAAACCCCAGAAGUUCAACUGGACGACGGAGUGCCAGGUGGCUUUUGACGAGCUCAAAGCCUACCUCAGCUCGCCGCCUCUGCUGACUAAGGCUCAGGAAGGUGAAAUCCUUUAUCUCUACCUUGGAAUAUCUGAUAUUGCUGUCAAUUCUGUCUUGAAACCAGAAUGCUCCGGGAGACUCAUCAAAUGGGCAAUAGAGCUGGGAGAGUUUCAGAUAGCAUUCCAGCAGAGGUCGGCAAUCCGAGCUCAAGCUUUGGCAGAUUUCGUGGUCGAAUGCACUUCUAAUCAGGCCACAAACAACGUGGCCGAGUACGAAGCCCUCCUCCUGGGAUUACGUCUGGUGGCCGAGCUCAAAGUCAAACGCCUGCAGAUUUACAGUGACUCACAGCUGGUAGUUAACCAAAUCAAUUCUAUGUGCGAAGUCAUUGAUCCCAUCCUGGCGAAAUAUGUGGCCGCAGUCUCCGAGCUGAAAAACCGUUUCGAAAAAUUCCAGCUUAUAAAAAUUCCGAGAGCAGAAAAUGAGCAUGCAGAUUCUUUGUCAAAAUUAGCAUAUGAGAACUCCGGGGAAGCAAAAUCUGUAUACAUCGAGAUACUGAAUGAACCAAGCUUCCAGACGUCGGGGGUGAUGGAGAUCAGCACUGACCCAGAUGCUCCGAGUUGGACAGACCCCAUCCGGGAGUACCUCCUCAAUGGUACCAUCCCGAAGGACAAGCAGGAAGAGAUGAAGUUACGAAGAAAAGCCUCUCGGUACACCCUGGUUGGCGACAUUCUGUACAAGAGGUCCUACUCGUUACCACUCCUCAGAUGCCUGACACCAUAUGAAGCAGAGUAUGCACUAAGAGAAGUGCACGAGGGGGUAUGCGGUAGUCACGUGGGAGCCCGGACUCUGGCACAUAAGGUACUUCGGCAAGGGUACUAUUGGCCUAACAUGCAAGAAGACGCAAAGAAGUUCGUGCAGAGGUGCCAAAAAUGCCAGUUCUUCGCUCAUCUCACCCAUAAGCUAGCCGAAGAACUCACUAGCAUGACUGCACCAUGGCCCUUUGCUCAAUGGGGAGUAGAUCUUCUGGGCCCCUUUAUCAAAGCAGUAGGAGGAGCAACGCAUUUAGUAGUUGCUGUCGAUUACUUCACCAAAUGGGUAGAAGCCAAACCUCUAUCUUGCUUGACUUCGAGAAGAAUCGAGGAUUUCCUCUUCAGCUCAGUCAUCUGCAGGUAUGGGAUACCAAACCAGAUUAUCGCUGAUAACGGCCCCCAGUUCAAUUGCAAUUCCUUCAGGGACUUCUGCUCCAGCUACGGGAUUAAGUUGGUAUUCACUUCCGUCUAUCAUCCCGAAGCCAACGGAAUGGUUGAAUCAGUUAACAAAGCCAUCUUGGAAGGAAUCAAGCCGAGGUUAGAUCAGCUGAAAGCGAAAUGGGUAGAUGAACUCAACAAUGUCCUAUGGGCCUACCGGACAACAAACCGAACUGACACAGGCGAAACGCCCUACCACUUAGCCUUCGGCACCGAGGCAGUCAUUCCCGUCGAAAUUGGUGUCCCAAGCCUAAGGGUUAGCCACUUUGAACCAGUUCAAAAUGAGCGCCUACUAAGGGAAAACCUUGAUUUCCUAGACGAAGUCCGAGAGCAAUCCCGACUUCGGACUCUAACAUACAAACAAAGAACAGCCAACCUUUACAAUAAACAAGUCCAACCUCGAAACUUCAGAGUCGGUGACCUCGUCCUCAGAAAAGCUGGGCUCACAGGGUUCGAGACCCGAUAUAGCAAGCUAGCACCAAACUGGGAAGGACCUUACAUUGUAACCGAGGUCCCGCACCCCGGAGCAUACAUUCUCCAAGAUGCCUAGGGCAAAAGGGUGCCUAGAGUUUGGAACGUCAACAAUCUUAAAAAAUUCCAUCCUUGAAGGUCCCUUUCUUCAUUCUAUGUUAGCCAUCUUUUUGUAAAUAACUUUCCAGUACAAUG
Messenger RNA from Rubroshorea leprosula, 5009 nucleotides. NCBI's taxonomy places the organism in Eukaryota, Viridiplantae, Streptophyta, Magnoliopsida, Malvales, Dipterocarpaceae. The record is from the annotation of a GenBank genome assembly.